CUUCGGGAUUUCAGACCUCACCUGGCCAGAAAUUUUUCCACCUUAUCUAUAAUCUCUCUAGGGUAUCAAAAUAAAAUUGUACUUGAUAAUAACAGGAAUCAGAUGGGACAAAAUGGGAUACUUAUUGAUUCCAGAUGCUUCAAUGGUGACAAAUGACAUGACCACUUUAUGUUUUUAUUCUAUAUUGUCUAGUUGCUUAGAAAAUUGGCAGGAUUUUGGCAUCAUUAAAGCUCAGUGACAAGUGUUAGUACAAAGUUGGAUACAUGCUCCGGCAACUGAUCCAAUAGUCUCUCCUCAAACUUAUCAACCAGCUUGUAAGACUAUUAUCUGUUAGUACAUUGAUUUAUCCGGCGUUCAUGAUUUCCUAGAGAGGCUAAUCUGCAAACCUGAGUUGCCCUGGAAUAAGCAUUUCUAUGUAAAUUUAAUGGAUUCAGCUACAUUCAAAGCCUUUUAGAAAAAUUUUACCUGCCAUUCUUAUAGUAGUGAUCUACAAACUCCAACAUAGAAUGCCUCCAAGUCCAACACCAGAGGCACCACUUCGACUUGAAAACUAUUCGCAAUGGAAUGCAUAUGUGAUCGGUCCGGUUAUUGCUGUCUGCAGUUCUGUUGUCUUGUUCAGCUACUACAGAAUGCUACGCCGACUUUGCUGCACACUGAAUACUCAAACUUUACCCAGAAACAGAGCUCAAAUGAGUCGAAUAAAUCAGAAUAACUUGGAAGAUUCAUCAUUGCAGAAUUACAGUCAUGGACUGGAAUCGAACAUCAUGCGCUCUCUACCGAUCUCUCAGUUCAAGAAGGAAGAAGAAUCCGAAGCAAGCAACAGGGAAUGCGCUGUUUGCUUGGGGGAAUUCGAGGAAGGGGAAUGGCUGAAACAUCUGCCUAACUGUGCUCAUGUAUUUCAUGUUGCCUGCAUAGACACUUGGUUUCAGACUCACUCAAAUUGUCCUCUUUGCAGGUCUCAUGUCUAUGAUCUAUGUCAUGAAUAUUCUAUUUCUAUGGACACAUUGCUUCACACUCUAAGAAGGGAAGACUUUUUCAAUGAAAGAGCAGAACAUUACCAAAACCUACGUUCUGAGAUACUUAGAAACUCCAUACCUGCGACUGAGGAAAUUGGUACUGGACUGGUUUCAUCCCGUCAAGUCCUUGAGUAAGCUUUCAUGCGGGAAGCUAAGAAGCUGAUGAUGAUUUACACAAUUCUGUUGAUUAGAAUGAAGAUGGGUUCCAUUGGCAACUCAAUAUCUAAACAGUAAACACAAAGCAUCCCAGCUUUUGGCACAUAAAAGAAGCUUUGUUUUGGGGUAGAAGAAACAGAUAAAUACUAGAAAAUUUAUAUUGUAUAUUC
Messenger RNA from Manihot esculenta (cassava), 1342 nucleotides. RefSeq names its product RING-H2 finger protein ATL1. Bases 507 to 1151 code for a protein of 214 amino acids. Lineage: Eukaryota; Viridiplantae; Streptophyta; Magnoliopsida; Malpighiales; Euphorbiaceae. Gene Ontology annotation, biological process: protein ubiquitination. The record is from RefSeq and is a predicted model, not a curated record. Gene Ontology annotation, molecular function: transferase activity. The transcript has a single exon.